This is a messenger RNA of Hyposmocoma kahamanoa, 2729 nucleotides long. It is a transcript of the gene Droj2, whose product is annotated as dnaJ homolog subfamily A member 1. Gene Ontology annotation, cellular component: cytosol; cytoplasm. Gene Ontology annotation, molecular function: ATP binding; Hsp70 protein binding. The coding region runs from base 181 to 1392 and encodes 403 amino acids. Gene Ontology annotation, biological process: response to heat; protein refolding. The transcript is spliced from 8 exons. NCBI's taxonomy places the organism in Eukaryota, Metazoa, Arthropoda, Insecta, Lepidoptera, Cosmopterigidae. The record is from RefSeq and is a predicted model, not a curated record.
UUUGAUUGCCAUCUACAUCGUUUUCAUUGUUCAACACGUCAAACGUCAUUCAUUUCUGGUGUGAGAAAACCGCAUCGAGUGAUUCGUGGAGUGCUGUGAAAUUCGUGUUUCUGGAAGUUUUCGUAUACAUUAAUUACUUGAUACAUUCGUUCAUCAUUAUUACAGAAUAAAGGACCAAAAAUGGUGAAGGAGACCACAUACUAUGACAUUCUUGGGGUGAAACCCAACUGCACUACAGACGAACUGAAGAAGGCAUACAGAAAACUUGCCCUCAAAUACCACCCUGACAAGAAUCCUAAUGAAGGAGAACGUUUCAAGCAGAUCUCUCAGGCUUAUGAGGUCCUAUCCAACCCAGACAAAAGAAGAGUUUAUGAUCAAGGUGGAGAACAAGCACUUAAAGAAGGUGGUGCUGGCUCCAGUGGCUUUUCAUCACCAAUGGACCUAUUCGACAUGUUCUUCGGCGGUGGAUUCAGUGGUGGGCGGCGCCGCGGCCGCGAGCGGAAAGGCAAAGACGUCAUCCACCAACUAUCAGUCACACUGGAGGAACUAUACAGAGGAGCGGUCAGGAAACUUGCUUUGCAGAAGAAUGUCAUUUGUGAGAAAUGUGAAGGACGGGGCGGCAAGAAGGGUGCAGUACAGACGUGCCCGACGUGUCGCGGCACAGGUAUGCAGGUGCAGAUCCAGCAGUUGGCGCCUGGCAUGAUACAGCAGAUUCAAACCGUCUGCAGCGAAUGCCGCGGACAGCGUGAAAUCAUCGAUCCUAAGGACCGCUGCAAAGUUUGCCAGGGCCGUAAAACCGUGCGUGACCGUAAAAUCCUUGAGGUGCAUGUAGACAAGGGCAUGACUGACGGACAGAAGAUCGUCUUCAGCGGAGAGGGCGACCAGGAGCCUGACAUGGAAGCAGGAGACCUUAUUAUUGUACUAGACGAGAAAGAACACGAUUUAUUUAAACGUUCCGGCAACGAUCUCAUAAUUCGGUUGAACAUCGAGCUGGUGGAAUCGCUGUGCGGCUUCCAGAAGGUCAUUCACACUCUUGAUGAUAGAGACAUUGUCAUCACAGUGCUGCCCGGGGAGGUCACCAAGCAUGGAGAGGUCAAAUGUGUGCUUAGUGAAGGUAUGCCGAUGUACAAGAACCCGUUCGAAAAAGGCCAGCUGAUCAUACAGUUCCUAGUUAACUUCCCAGCCCGUAUUCCGCCUGAAGUCAUUCCUGCCCUGGAGAAUUGUCUGCCGCCCAGGCCUAGAAUCGAGAUCCCCGAGCUGGCCGAGGAGUGCCAGCUGGUGGACCUGGACCCCGAGCAGGAGACACGGCGCCGGCGCCAGCACGCGGGCCCGGCUUACGACGAGGACGACGACCACCCGGGCAUGAACCGCGUGCAGUGCGCCACCAGCUAAUCGCCGCGGCCGGGACUGACUCCUUCGAUUCUCCGUUUCUACUCGCCUUUUAUUUACUUGUACCGCUUAUUUCGGACCUUGCAGGCGCGGCUGCGGCCGCUGACGUGUCUCUGCAAUAUUCUUUUGCUCGCAGUGGCCGCAUCUGCGUCGAGUUGUUCUACGUUUAUUGACGCUGUAACUGUUCCGAUCUAACGUAAUAACCGUCGGUGAAAACGAUUAUGUUUGCCUCAUUGCGAGUUACGUUUUUAUUAGAGUUGAUAGUUCCGACGAUUAGAGGAAUCUUGAGAUUUCUCUCGAUUUACUUUGCUGCGGAACGUAAUGGAAGGCGAAUUUUUGUAAGGAAAUAGUGCAUAGCGUAAUCAACUUGUGCUCAUUUGCGUAAGACUGCUUACACAUGGCGCCCACAGAGUUGCGGCGUCAUACCGCAGCAACAGCGAGCGACAACAGCCCAUGGGGCACGAUCAACUAAAAUCGUACAUUAGUAGACAAUUGCGGCAGCCCUCGCCGCGGUGCGUGUAUGAAACUGUUUAAACAAAUGCACGCGCGACUACAACACCCUUGCUUGUUACGGCGCAGUGGGUAACCACCCCAAUGUACAAAGUAUGUACCCAUUCCAAAAAGGGGAAUUCUCGCGCAGUCUCGGGAAUUCCCGUAGCUACUGUCUCGUAUCUAGUUUGUAUACAUCAUCAUUAACCCAUUUAUACGUCACACUGCUGGGCACUGGUCUCCUCUCGUCCGUCACGCUGGCCCAAUGCGGACUUCACACGUUUUCCGAGGGUUGUGGACCUUCGACACGGAAGUUUUCCUUCAUAGUUUGUAUACAUACUGAUGGAUAAUUUUCCGAAAAAUUGGAAUAAUAUAAUUCGAGUGCGCAUAUUUUUUAUAUGCGCGCCCGUUUUUAUUUCCGAAAAACAUUUUUCAAAAGAAGCCAUCAUGAUGGCUAGUAACAUAUAUGACUGGUGUUUUCCUCGUGACGCCGAAGCCCUUGCCGUCCCACAAAUGCGCAAUUCCUGAUACUCUCGUUGGCAAUCUUCCUGCCAAACUGGGUAAAUGUUACAGUAAAAUCCAGGCUGAUCUACCCUCUAAACCGUGGUUCUUCAAUAGGAAAUCGAUUCCGAAAAAUAUUACCUCCGCAAUUAUUCGCCUACUCUUAGCUCACAUAUGUACUCUUGCAGUCUUGGCUAAGAUCCGUGUUCGAGACCACUCCCUGUGCGAGUGUGGUUUGGCAGUAAGCAACCUCGAGCACCUGCAUUUGACCGUAACGAUAUCGUCACUCCUCUGUACGAUGUCCUAAUAAUAUCAACUUGCUCCUAACGUUAGUUCACUCUCCCUUUCUG